Messenger RNA from Xyrauchen texanus (razorback sucker), 3354 nucleotides. RefSeq names its product protein Niban 1-like. NCBI's taxonomy places the organism in Eukaryota, Metazoa, Chordata, Actinopteri, Cypriniformes, Catostomidae. The record is from RefSeq and is a predicted model, not a curated record. The transcript is spliced from 14 exons. Bases 96 to 2348 code for a protein of 750 amino acids.
CUGACAGUCAGAACAGCCUCUGCGCUUCACAGCUGAAUCGGACUAACGGGAGAAAAGAAUCCGCUCGGGACAGCUGCGACACAUAAUUCAGCACAAUGGGAGCAUCCUCAUCCAGUCUUUUGGACGGGCGUAAACUAUGCUACAUAAGAGGCCGGACAGAGGCUGAGCUGAAGAACUUCAGUCCUCAUUACAGAAGACAGAGCUGUGUAGCCUUCUUUUACCUUUUAAAGGAUGAGGUGGAGCAGCACAGAUCAGGCCAGGCCCAGUUGCUCAAACAGAAGGAUUAUCUGCAGGCCUCAGAGGUUCUAUACAAGGACAGCAUGCUUUACUUUGAUGACAACAGGAAAUGGAAAGAGAGAUUUGUUGUGGUCCAUGCAGACUAUAGCCUGGAGCUACAUGAUAGCCAGGAGACUUAUUCAAAGGGAACACCUGCACGGCACAUACUCCUGCCAACAGGGGGCACUGUGUUGACCUCAGAAGAGAAAUACAAUGCCAUCGUAGACAAGGCCUUUCCUGAUCCUAAUGGAUAUAAAGAAGAGUCCUCUGUCCCUCUGGUAGUGGUUCCAGGUCCACUUCCUGUGUACCUGAGACUGCCUUACAGACGAGACUCUUACUUCAGUUUCCAGCAGGAGGAGAAGCGAGCCUGCUUUGUCUCAAUACUGAAUGACUGCAUUCGCCAUCAGAACCAAGAUUAUCUGAAGAGAAUGACCUGUGAGGUGCAGGCUUUCCUGAAGGCCAUUCACUUCUACAGACAGGAGAAGGGUCAUUAUGAAUCAUGGGAUAUGCUUGUGGGCACUGACUGUCAGGUGCUAGCUAACCUGGUAAUGGAAGAGUUACUGCCCUCGCUGCAGACAGAGCUGUUGCCCAAACUAAAGGGAAAGAAGCGGGAGAUGAAGAGGGUGUGGUUUACGACAGUGGAAACAACGUAUGAGCUUGUGCAGGAACAGCUUCGAGAGGGACUAGAGAGUUUGAAAAAUGAGUGCAGAGACACCACCAAACAGCAGGAGGCACUCAUACGCUCAGACAUGGACCAGAUCAUCAACUCACAAACAUUUCUGGAAACUAAACUGCAAGCUUUGGUAUCAGGGCCAGCCAUAAAAUACAGUUCAGAGAGUGUGGCCCCAUACCUUGCCUCUAUUCUGGAGGAGCUGAUGGGUCCAGUCAGUGCAGGAUUCCAGGCUGUGAGGUUGCUGCUGGAAGAUGAGCUGACCCGAGUCUGCAAGGAUUUCCCUCAGGGAGGAGUCACAGAGGAUCUUAAGACAGCUCUGAAGCAGGUGGGCCGUGACCGUAUGGAGGACUGUUACCAGCAUGUGAGCGUCUUGAAGGAGCAGCUCCAGGAACUACGCAACCGCUUCAAGUUUUCCAACUCAAUACAAGUCGUUCACUACACCCAGAGUCAAAUGCAACAGCUGAUGGAGAAUGCAUUGUACACUUUCGAGAUCCUACUUCAGUCUACCUUAAAGGAUAAACCCGAUAAACAGGCCUCAGUCAUGGAGAAAGCUAAGCUACGCGUCCUCAAGCAAUUUGACUAUGACAGCAGCACAGUGAGAAAGAAGAUAUUCCAGAAGGCCCUAGUGGACAUCACUUUACCUGCCAUCAGGAGAAACCUGGCUCCUGACUGCAAAACUGCACUUCAGAAUUAUGAACAAUUCAUAUUUGCUGAUUACACAAAAUUUGUUCAAGUGGAGAAUGUCUAUGAGAACAUAUUACUCAACAUUUUGAACAAUGAAGUCAACAAAGUGGUGAAGGAGGCAGCCAGCUUGAAGAAGAACAACCUGAUUGCUGACAGUACUGACCUGCACUGUGUUAGUCAGAGCAGCUUAGCUGAAAACCGGAUUCCUCCACUUUCUGCCCCAUCCAGCCCACCCAAAGAAUUGGCGUCUGAGGCUCCCUCUCAACAGGCUGAGCAGAAGACCACCUCUCCAUUUGAAGAAAAAAUCAUUGAAGAGACCCAUCAGAAACAUGAUCUUUCAAUCAUUCCUGUGGUGAAUAUUACAGUGUGUUCUCCAGAAUCUUUGGAACCUAUAUCACCAUCAAGUGUUGCUGCAACAGUUCAACCAGAAGUUCCAUCAAUAAUACUUAACAAUUCAUCUCCUGUUCUUGAGGUGUCUUCUUCCUUUGAUGCCAAAAGAGUCACAUCUGAUAUCGCCACUCCCAAACCUGACAUCUCUGAGACUAAUGCAGUAUCAAACACAUCUGAUUCACCUACAACUAAUCUAGAUGGUUCCUCAAUUAAAUCUAAAACCAACUUAUCUGCAGAUGAUUCUUCUUCUUCAUCAGGACCAGAGAAACCUUCUGAAGUGCAGGAUGGAGUUGAAGAGGAACCUUCAUAUGAGAGUCAGUGUUAAACCAGUAGUACUUCUUCCUCUGUUAGUUCUGACCGAGCCAUCUAUCUCAACUCAACAGAAGGAAGUGUUACAGAGGCAUCUGAAACAGUGACUGUUGAUGGUACUCUGUGUGUUAGUAAUGCAACAGAUGAGGAGAAUAGAGAUGCAAUUCUUCAGUCUGAAAUCCAACCUGACUCUACCUCAAAUAUCAAUUAAGUUCACCCUGAUGUAUGUGUUAAAGACACUGACAUAGAGACUCCAGAGGAAGCCAGGGCUUCCACUGGUAACACUGUGGAUAACAGAGCCUGUGAGGCAGUGCCCUCUGGUGUUGAGAAUAGAAGUUAAGCACAAGACACCAGCCAUGUAGAUGUUUCUACUCUUGACUCCUGAUUUUACAUUGGGGAGCGCUGUUGCUUUAACAUCAGAUCUGGAGAACCACAGUGACAGGGCAAUGUGCACAAAUCCACCAGAGCAGGACUGCACUGCUGGGGAUGUAGACACAGAGGAUACCGCUGACAGUGUGAAGGCUAUCAGAGAUUUCAUCAUGGAGGUAAUCAAGUUAGAAGACACUGUAAGACCUUGUGUUGAAAACUAACAAUGUUUGCAUUUUAAAGUUGGAAAACUUUAGUUAUAUCAGUAUUUUUAUCAAUAAUCCUAUUGUUGACAUCACAUGGUUUGACAUGUAAUAAUAAAAAAAAAAACUCACAUAGUAACCAAGUGCCUGUGUAAACACAAUUUAUAUAGCUUAUCUACUAACAAUUAAUCUUGUACCAUAUUGAGAGAAAAAAGAAGGCGGUUUAUUUGUACUUGCAGUUUGUAUUUGUAUUCAGUAUUAUGUCAAUGAUUAAAUGUAAUAUUGACACAUUUUUCUUUAUUUUUGAAACCUUUUGAGCCCCCCCUACAAAAAUCAAAUGACAAAGAACAAAAAAAAAAUACCUUUUAGAUGGUACACAAAUGUUUUUAGGGGACUGAUAACACUAUGUAACACAAUUUUUGUUCCUGGGUAGUAAGUGUUAUUUCCUAAUUG